AUGAAUAAAAUAAAAAAUUUCAGGAAGAAUGAUCCAAAAUACAAGUUAGUCAAACUUAUUGGAAAGGGAACGUUUGGAAAAGUCUACUAUGCCAUUGACCUCUGCACACAGGAAAUUGUCGCGAUUAAGCGAUCUCCCAAGUGGAGGAAUAAAGUCUCGAGGGAAGUUGACUUGCUCAAAAAAAUGAAGCACAGCGAAAACAUAAUAAAAAUAAAGUCCAUAUUUUACACCACCACGGAAAAGGGAUUUCGAAUCCAGAACAUUGUAUUUAAGUAUAUGACUUACAGUUUGGGGAAGUUCAUUAGAUUUAAGAAGCAGGAAAGGAGGGAGAAUAAGUAUAACAGAAUUGCACCAUCUGACUUGAAAAGCAUCAUAUAUCAGAUUUGCCAAGGAAUCAAGCACUUACAUGAGCACAAUUUCGCACACAGAGAUUUAAAGCCAGACAACAUAUUAGUCGAUAUUAGCUCUUCCCCAAUUAAAGUUGAAAUAUGUGAUUUGGGAUCUGCAAAAAAAGUGGAAGAAAAUAUCAUCUCUAUUCCUUACAUAUGCUCUAGAUGGUAUCGAGCGCCUGAAUUGCUGUGCGGUUCCAUGUAUUACACGACAGACGUGGACCUAUGGUCUUUAGGAUGUAUUAUUUUUGAGCUGAUAAACCUGUGCCCACUAUUUCCGGGAAAGUUCAAAAAGGACGAGUUUUCAGAAGAGUGUUCACAGAUAAUAAAUUUAAUUGAAGUGUUAGGGUCACCUCGAAUGAGUUUCUACGAAACUAUAAAGGAUCGAACUAGUAACAAGAACAAUAGACUUAUUAAGGAAUUGUGUGGAUUAAAAAUUCGGUCUUUGUCAUGGAGUACCAUUCUGGGGGAUGUAUUGGAGGAAAGUGAACAGGAGCUAAUUGAAAUUGUGGAUGGUCUUUUGAAAUGGAAUCCAAAUGAACGAUUAAAAAUUGGAGCAGUUUUGAGUAACCCUUACUUUGAUACAUUAAGGGUAUAG
Messenger RNA from Plasmodium gonderi, 987 nucleotides. Its product is annotated as protein kinase. Gene Ontology annotation, molecular function: ATP binding; protein serine/threonine kinase activity. The record is from RefSeq and is a predicted model, not a curated record. Gene Ontology annotation, biological process: signal transduction; protein phosphorylation. Lineage: Eukaryota; Apicomplexa; Aconoidasida; Haemosporida; Plasmodiidae. The coding region runs from base 1 to 987 and encodes 328 amino acids. Gene Ontology annotation, cellular component: cytoplasm. The transcript has 13 exons.